AUGUUCUACAAUCAAGAUUACCUCUUGAGCAAACAGGCUGCUGGCUUGCACCUUGCAUGGCUUGCCAGUACGAUGAGCAAUACAACCGCAACUGCUUUCAAAAAGAUCUCAAAACGCGAAAUUGUCUCUUUUGACGUGCGCAAGACAUGCAAUGAGGUCGCUCGACCUGCACAGCCAUUGGCAUUGCGCACAUCAGGCAUUCUGAUGUACGGCGUAGUUCGUGUGUACAACAAACAAACUGAUUUCUGGGCUCAUGACGUUCAAGGCGCAUAUAAUGCAAUUCGCAAAGCUAUCUUACAGUCACCUCAUGGUGUUGUUCAGACGAUCGGAGGAAUCGCUGUUGUGGGUCAAGAUACAGGCGCAAUCGAUUUGCCUAAUCGUGGAAAACAUACACACGAAACCGUGACUGCGCCCUGCCUUUCAGAAUUGCAUCGUCACGGUUUUUCCAUCAGUGUUGAUUGGCUCGAAUUGACGGAGGAUCAAAUCUCUUCACAAAUUGGUGAUUUUUCAAACACGAUUAGUGAUAGUUUGAGCAUGUUUGGAAGUAGUCUCUAUGAACAAUCUUUGGGACGCGCUCGUGAAGGUAGUUUUGACCAUGGUCUGGGCAUCUUUACCCCUCAACAUCAGCCAUAUACAGCAGAACCAAACACGAUCAUGCGUCCUGGUGAAAUUACUCCUUUGGGUCAUCAAACCGAUCUCGGUAUGCUGGGAUUGGAUGAUCUGGACUUACCUCAAGCUCUUCAAGAUGGCAUUCAAUUGGAUUUAGGCCAGGACUUAGAUAUGACCACCACUGGUGCAGGUGGAUUCGAUCUCAAUGCUCUUGGAGACGACACUGGAUUUGACAUUCCUAUGGAAGAUGGCUUCCCUCAGGCACAGGACCAAAAUGCUCCUCAACACAACGAAGAUGAACGUCCGGCCAAAAGACCUCGUCUUGCCGUUGCUGAUCGUUCGUUAGAAUUAAGUUUUGCUCGAAUCGAAAAUAUUGGAGAAAAUUAUGCGGAGAAAAUGGCAAUUCUACGUGCAAAAGAACGUAAACGUCAACUGAUCAAAGAAGCACAACAACUUGCACGAACAAACAUUUUUGGUCCUGGUAUUGUUUUCAGUGGCUCAAACGUUUUGACUCAGCUUUGGACUACAUGCAUGGAUGCACGUUUAGCUCAACUUGGAAGCUUAGCAUCUCCUACCGAGUACCAAGAAGGGUUGGAUGGGAAUUUAAACGAUCACUUUGGUCAAGGCGAACAAGUUCCUUUCCAGGCUGACAAUGGAGAGAUGCCCUUCUUUGAUGGUGAUCAAAGUGGAUUCCCAGACCAAACAUUGGAUAAUAAUGCCAAUGACUGGGAUGUUGAAAUUGGUCGAGCUGGAAUGGAUAGUCAACCAAUUGAAAUGCCAUGGGCACGUCGUUCAACAAUCUUACCAGGUAUCGAUGAUACAACAUUAGCCGGCGAAACUACAUUAGGGAUAAAUACUCGUUCAUUUGAUAUCGAAACUCCAAGUGGCAUUCGUAGAAUCAGUCGUCGUAGUGAUCUCAGUCAUGGUACACCAGACCAUCGUCGCACUACUCUUAAUGCUGGAGAUGCCGGAAUUGCAGCAGCAGAAGGUUUUCAAUUGGGUGGCGAGGAAGGUGAGGCACAAGAGCAACUGAGCAGUCAAGCAAUGGCAGAACAAGAGAAUGUGCAAUUUCUCGAUUACGUCUCUGCAAUCCGAGCAGGAUUAAAGGAAGACGAUAUGUUGAUGUUUAGCGAUUUGGCGCCUGUAUCUGAUGCCCAACCUGCCAUUGCUGCUCGUGCUUUUUAUCAGGUUUUGUCGUUGGUGACCGCACGUAAAUUAUCGGCAAAGCAAGAUGUGCCUUAUGGUGAGAUUGUGCUCAAGGUUGUCUGA
Messenger RNA from Meira miltonrushii, 1878 nucleotides. RefSeq lists its product as uncharacterized. The transcript has 6 exons. Lineage: Eukaryota; Fungi; Basidiomycota; Exobasidiomycetes; Exobasidiales; Brachybasidiaceae. Gene Ontology annotation, cellular component: cohesin complex; synaptonemal complex. Gene Ontology annotation, biological process: mitotic sister chromatid cohesion; synaptonemal complex assembly; replication-born double-strand break repair via sister chromatid exchange. Bases 1 to 1878 code for a protein of 625 amino acids. The record is from RefSeq and is a predicted model, not a curated record. Gene Ontology annotation, molecular function: chromatin binding; protein binding.